This is a messenger RNA of Owenia fusiformis, 3195 nucleotides long. The record is from the annotation of a GenBank genome assembly. Lineage: Eukaryota; Metazoa; Annelida; Polychaeta; Sabellida; Oweniidae.
AUCUGUGAGAUUAACAAGGUUUCGAUAAGUACCUACAUAACUUACAUAGCGGAUAUACUGCUCUAAUAAUGCUGUGUUAUUAAACGUGAGACAAAUCAGUUCAUUAUAAUCUAUUCAUUCUUUGGAAACGUAUACACAAAGAACCUUUGUAUGACCUGACACUGGAUAUGGUUUUGAUGGUUGUCGGAGAGAAGCGUCAUAACUGACUGAAAUAUUUUCAGGAUCAGAAAUGCUUCCGUUCUCAAAAGAAAAAUACAUUAGAGACGAUGUCAUCAAAGCAGAGAUAACAUCGGAUAUGUCUUGACAACUAUAGUAUCAGAGGACACUUACAUGUGAUACCAUGAUACCGUGAUGAUGAUGAUACCGUGAUGAUUUGGUUGAUGAUCAAACGUAACGAUACCUACAUAAACGCAUAUUGGACAAAUAGGGACUCGAAGCAGGAUCCUUUGAUUUUCCCCUCAUUUUUUCAGUAAGUUCCACUGCCAGCCCAAGGAUCCAUAAUCAAGGUUUGAAAAAUGCCUCCGAGGAAUCGCAAACGGUCGCCCAUGAAGGGACAUCCAGGGAGCAUGAGAAAUCAACACACUAAGAUUGUCAUGCUUUUUAAUAAAGCCACUGGAGGGACAGUUGUUAACUACAUGCUUGUUGAUGAGGCCAAACGCAUCCUGUUACCUCGUGUUGAGAAUGUUAAGUUCCCGAUGCUUCAUGACGUGAUCGACUUCAGGGCUUGUGUUCUCAAUAACUGUGUUUAUCUACUAGGAGGGAAGGAUAGAGAGAGUGGGGAAGUUUUGAAACAGGUGUUGAAGUUUGAGCCUCACACCAAUAAACUUAUAGAAUGUCCCCCUAUGAUAAGCCCCAGGGCCAAAUUCACAGCAACUGCGUUGGAUGGAAGACUAUAUGUGGCAGGAGGCUACAACAGGAAUAACAAGCUUACUGCCAAAUGUGAGAGCUUCGAGCCACUGGUGAACACUUGGUUUAAGGAGACAUCUUUACCAGAGGGGAUGAAACUCCACGCAUGCGUCGAGGAUCCCAAACGACGAAAGUUGUACCUCUCCGGGGGUACCACUGUCAAAGAAGGGUGCAGUGUUAAAAUGUGGGAACUAUUCAAACAACUUGAAGACUACACUAACCCGACAUCUUGCUGGUUGUGGCAGAGGUUUGGAGGGACUUACAUGGACUCCCCCGCCCUCCUUCCGCAGGGUCUGAGGUCGCAUUGUAUGCUCAUCAGCAGAGAUAAGCUUUACGUCAUUGGAGGACAUAUGAAGCCAACAGAGAGACAAAAACUUCGAAUUUUGAGAAGACAAAAUGAAGAAAAGACAUUUAAAGAAUGUAAAGAUGAGGACAAACCUGGCACACCCACGAACGUUGACUCGUCGAAUAAUGAUGUAGAACAACAGGGAUGCCCAAUCGAUGAGCCUACACGUGAUCCUGAUACUAAUACAGAGACUGUGACUGAAGGUGCUGAUACACUUGUACAAGAUCAAAACGGCCAAGACAUUGCUGUUUCUAAUACAACUAUAGCUCAUGUUGUCAUGGAGACAUCAAAUACACUUGAUGGUGCUAUUGAAAAUGCAAUUCCAGACAAUUUGGAUGAUAUCAUAUCUAUUGACUCUGGUACGGGGCUAUCGGACACAGAGAGUGAACACUCGGUGGAUAAGACUCAGAAUCAACAAAGAGGUGAUACACUUGAAAAAGAGGAAAAUAUUGACACUGAUGUCAUUGGUGAUCCGGAAUUAAACAUUGCCAAUGAUCGUGGAAAAAUAACUCCAACAGAUGGUAAUAAUGAUGAUGAAUUAAAAAGUAGUAAUAACAGUGCUAAUGCAUCUAAUGAGAGCAUACCUAAUGUCACAGAGGACGACGACAAACUCAAUGAACCCAUUGACUAUACUGAAAUUGCACAAGAUGAUGAAGGGAAAAAUGUAAAAACAGAAACAACUUCCUAUGAUAACAUGAGUAUGAAAAAUGACAGGAAUAAUGUUGAAGUAAAUGGCACUGAUAAAGCGCCAAAUAUUGAUACAGCUCGUCAUAAAAACACAGAUGUUUGUGACAACCAAAUAGAGGAACAUACACAUGGAAGUACAGACACAAAUACAAUUGAAGAUUCAACUGACAUUGAUAUAAAGGAUGGUGUUUUGAAUGAGAGCACAGAGAAAAAUAUUAAUCAUGUUAACGAUCUCAUCAAAAUUGAAGACAAAGAUGAAGAGAAUAGUACAGACAAAAAUGCAGAGAGCGUCUUAAGAAAUAACAAUAAUGAUGUUGAUGGAGAAGAACUGGUCUUGGAUGAAACAAGUGAUAAUAUUAAACAACAAAUUAUAAACCUCCCCAAACUGAAUAUCAUGAACAAACCUGUAGAUAAAGAUAAGUUUCAGUUUCGUUUGGAUGAGGGACAGCAUAGAUUACCAACUAUCAUUGAGGAAAAUGAAACAUUGAGGACGAAAACAUCAAAAGGUACUAAAAGUGUUAGUGCAAAGACUAAUACCACAGAUAAUAGCAAAGGGACAACAGAUGACAAUAACGACGUAUCGAUUGAUAAAUUAGCACCAAAGAAGAAACCUCAAUCACAAAAUAUUUUUGCAUCUCAAGAAAUCCAGGCUUUUGAGUUAAGUUCGGAGAAAAGAAGAGAAAGGGAGACACCCUGGAGAGUUCAUUGGCCGCGUAUGAGUUCUCAGAGGGUCGGAGCUGGACACGUAAUGAUAGGCAAUAAGGUUUAUAUGAUAGGUGGUACGAACGAAGAUCAGGAAAGUGUACACCAUGUUGAAUACUGGCACGUGAAGAAACGGGAAUGGACGACGACAUUUUCCCUCCCCCCUGGGGAUUACUCGGACAUUGACUGCUGUUUAGUGGACAUGCCGAAGUCUAAUCAUAAUUUCAAGUUGGAUUGCUCCCUCGCUACUGGACGCUGGGUCAUGUGGUGAGGAAUUUGCGUGAAAGAUCCACCGUCUUCAAAGGGAAGGAGAGGGACCAUACUUAAGCAAUGAGUUGGGCUGAAUAGGUAAAUGACACGGGAUGGCAUCGAACUAAUGAGCUUCUCUUUCGAGAGAAAAUCUGAUAUACAGUGCAUCAGAUGCGCACAGCUAAACCAACGUACCAGCCAACCAACAAUUACGAUACAGGAAGAGUACAAGAGUAUUCGGGAUAGAGUAUCAUCAUUAUGUUUGCUGGAUCUAAAAAGGUCUCUCCACUGUUUGAUUCGACAUU